Molecule: messenger RNA, 1542 nt
Organism: Diaporthe citri
Lineage: Eukaryota; Fungi; Ascomycota; Sordariomycetes; Diaporthales; Diaporthaceae
Exons: 4
Coding region: 1-1542 (513 amino acids)
Biological process (GO): transmembrane transport
Cellular component (GO): plasma membrane
Molecular function (GO): transmembrane transporter activity
Source: RefSeq, a predicted model, not a curated record
AUGUUCACCAAGAAGUCCCCUCCAGCCCCGGCCGAGGACGGCGGCAUCGACGUCCGCAGCGAUGGGGUCGGGGCCAAGGAGGGCGGAUCCCCCACCGGCCUCUACGCCGGGGACAGGGAGGCCGGCUACUCGGACGACUACGACGAGCUGGGCGUCGCCUGCCCGCCUCACACGACCGAGAGGAAGCUCAUGGCCCGCAUCGACCUGCGCCUCCUCCCCUUCAUCAGCAUCCUGUACCUGCUCGCCUUCCUGGACCGCGUCAACAUCGCCAACGCCCGCUCCUUCCACCUGGCCGAGGACCUGCACCUCGGCGGCACAGAGUACAACACCGUCCUCGUCAUCUUCUUCGUCCCCUAUGUCUUCUUUGAGAUCCCCUCCAACAUCCUGCUCAAGAAGCUCUCCCCGAGGGUCUGGCUUUCGUUUUGCGGGAUAGCGUUUGGCUUGGUCACCGUAUUCCAGGGCCUGACGCAGAACUACUCCGGAAUUCUCGCCACGAGGUUCUUCUUGGGCAUCUUUGAAUGCGGCAUGUUCCCCGGCUGCUUUUAUCUGCUGGGGAUGUGGUAUAAGAGAAGCGAAGCACAGAAGCGCUUCACCUUUUUCUUUGCCUCGACCAGCCUCGCUGGUGCGUUCGGCGGGUUGUUGGCCUCCGCGAUUGGCAAGAUGGACGGCCUCAGAGGCUACCAUGGCUGGCGCUGGAUCUUCAUCAUCGAGGGCGCCAUCACAGUGCUCGUGUGCAUAGUCUUCCUCUUCACCUUCCCGGCCUUCCCGGAGCAGGCCAAGUGGCUCACCGAGCCGGAGCGCGACUACGUCAAGGCUCGCCUGCAGGCUGAUCUGGGCCACAACGCCGCCGAGCGCAAGGUCACCCUCAGCGACGUGCUCACCGUACUGCGGGACCCCAAGGUCAUCGUCGGCGGUUUCAUGUACUUCGGUCUGAUCGUCCCGGCGUACGGAUAUGCCUACUUCGCGCCGUCAAUCAUUCAGGCCUACGGCUACAGCCCCAUCCAGACGCAGCUGCACAGUGUUCCGCCCUGGGCUGUCGCCUUCGGCUUCAGCAUGCUCGUCGCCUUCGCCUCGGACCUCGCCCGCCACCGGUUCCUCUUCACCGUCAUACCCAUCCUCAUCGCCAUCAGUGGCUUCGCCAUCCUGCUGACAGUCCACGACCGCACCAGCGUCAAGUACGGCGCGCUGUUUCUCGUCGUCAUGGGUACCUAUUCGGCCAUGCCGGUCAUCGUGUGCUGGUUCAACAUGAACCUCGGCGGCCACCACCGCCGCGCCAUCGGUUCCGCGUGGCAGAUCGGGUUCGGCAACAUCGGCGGCAUCAUCUCCACGUACGCCUUCCUCGCCAAGGACGCGCCCUUCUACAAACCGGGUUACAGCAUCUGCAUCGGCUUCAUCUGCCUGAGCUUCGUGAGCUGCUGCGUCUACGCCGCGCUCAUCACGUGGGAGAACCGCAAGAGGGAGAGGACGGUGCGCGCGAACCUGACUGACUAUGAGAAGACGGAGCUGGGCGAUUUGAACCCCGAGUUCAGAUAUAUGCUCUGA